UUCCUUGUAGGAGGGAGCUGGUUUGAGGGCCAGUUCCACAGGUGUGCAUGCCUGCUAGACAGAGAACAGACACAACAGGUGCUCCAGCCCGAAUGAAAAGUGACUGAACUCUGCUUUGCUUUUUCGUUUAGUUGACACAGGAUGUUGUACACGGAGCUGCUGCGGCUGUGGGACGAGGCGGUGAGGGCCAUGGACGCCCGUGACUGGCGCCGGGCCCUGGAGCUGGCGGGCACGGUCGCGGAGCCCAACUCUCGCACCCUGUUCAUAGAGGCCUCCGCCCACCUCGCCCUGCAGGAGCUGGAGCCUGCGCUACAGGCGCUGAACCAAGUCAUCCUCAAGGAUGGACGUCUGGCGGUGGCGUUCUUCCAGCGCUCUGCAGUGCUAUUGCAGCUGGACAGGCUGGAUGAUGCUCUCUCUGACUGCAUCUGGGCUAAGAAACACAUGAGAGAUAAUACAGUGAUAGACUACAGGCAGCUGGGCCUACCCCAUAAACUGUUCAGCUGGCAGGUGGUGUACAACUCAGCAGCUGUGUACUCCCGGAUGGGCCAGUGGGAACAAGCCAGGGAGCUCUUGCUGUCCGCUUCCCAGGAGAAAGGAGCCAUGCGGAGCAGCAGCAUCGCGCCGGGCCUGGAGAGCAUCUCUAGGGGGGAGGUUCUGAACCCAAUCCUGGUGCCAGAGGGGGUUGUCUUCAGGCCCAGGAAACAGGAAGUAGAACAGCUCCAACAGAAGGACUUUCUUGGAAAGGCCAAGGUAAUCACCUCUAUGAUUCCCAACGAUGACUUCGGAGGUUUUGAACCAUUGAGGAUGCAGAAACCAGGAUACUACGAACCCAAAAAAGAGGGAGCAGACGAAACUCGCUACAUGCGCAUUCGUGCUCCUUAUAUGGCCCGGGGGCGGGGUCAGCUGACGAUUCCAGGCGGAGCUACCGUCUUCCUCUACGACGAGGUCGAUAAAGACGGCAUGGCAACUGUAAUAUAUGAUGGACAGAGAGGACUUCUACCCAUGACCCUGCUUGACCCCAUCGACCUGAAGAAAGCCAAAGGCAAGAGGGGAGAUAAAAUUCCCAGCGGGAUUCCCCUACCCCCGGGCGUCCAACCACCCACUCGCCCGUGGUCCCAGCCCACCACAGCUGCUCCCGCCCCAGAGACUCCGCCCCCAUCGUACUCCAACGCGACGCUGAGGAAUCAGGCCAGCGAAGACCCUCCCGUCUUCCUGCCGAACUCCGACAGCAUCGACCAGGAGGAUGUGGCUGACGGGGAGGAGCAGGUGGUGGUGAAGGUCCACUUCACGUACAGCCUGGCUCUCAGCAUCAACCCAUAUGCCUCCUACAAGGAGCUCCAGGACAGGAUUGCCCGGAAGUUGGGCCAGCCGCCGACCAACCUCCGCCUCAGGCACCGAGCGUCUGGCUCCCAACUGCUCACGCCCCUUGAGCCAGGCAGCGGGUCGGGUGAGGAGUCUUACCCACUGCUGCCUGUGGUAGAGGAGGGGAGAGCUACUCUGUGGUGCCAGCUGGAGGACCCUCUGGCGGGCCGUGCCAUCCUCUACCACAUGGUGGCGCUGUACGACUACACAGGCAAGGGUCCUGAGGACCUGGAGUUCAGCGAGGGAGAGACCAUAGACAUCCUUGGAGAAGUUAAUGAAGAGUGGUUGGAGGGACACUGUGCUGGAAACAUCGGCAUCUUCCCUCGGUGUUUCGUCUACAGUGAAAGCGCAGUGGCGGAGAAGUCCAUCCUCUGAGAAACAGGCUAAGACCACACUGCAACCACGCCAUAUCCAGCCUACAACCAGCACAUAACCAGCCUACAACCACAUCCCAACCACAGAAAAACCAGCCUACAACCACAACAUAACCAGCCUACAACCACAUCAUAACCAGUCUACAACCAGAACCUAACCAGCCUACAACUACAUCGCAACCACAGCAAAACCAGGCUACAACCAGACUAUAACACCCCAUAACUCCAAACAGAAGAAAUAUUUAUAGCAGGGGGUUAAGCUGUGGUUUUGUCUAUACAAGUGUAGUUAUUAGUCUAUGGUGAGCAUAUUACUAUUUACUUAUGACUUAUUACUUAUUAUACAGAAAAUGUUCGGACUGAAUUCCUUAUAUAUGUUUGUUUUUUAAUACAUUCAAACUGUUGUUAUGCACCACUCUCUGAUACUAAUCAAGUAAUUAAUUUAGGGACCUUCUCUUCUAGAUUAAUGUGGUUUGGUCCUUUGAUCGUGUCUGAUCUUAUCUUAAAAUACAUAAAAAAAAUCGUAAAAGAUUACUGUUUGACGAAUAAAUUAUCUUUUGGGAAAAUG
Messenger RNA from Gadus macrocephalus (Pacific cod), 2301 nucleotides. It is a transcript of the gene noxa1, whose product is annotated as NADPH oxidase activator 1. Gene Ontology annotation, molecular function: protein binding; superoxide-generating NADPH oxidase activator activity. Gene Ontology annotation, biological process: superoxide anion generation. Lineage: Eukaryota; Metazoa; Chordata; Actinopteri; Gadiformes; Gadidae. Bases 142 to 1737 code for a protein of 531 amino acids. The record is from RefSeq and is a predicted model, not a curated record. The transcript has 16 exons.